This is a messenger RNA of Triplophysa dalaica, 5353 nucleotides long. RefSeq names its product multiple EGF like domains 6 (gene megf6). NCBI's taxonomy places the organism in Eukaryota, Metazoa, Chordata, Actinopteri, Cypriniformes, Nemacheilidae. The transcript has 34 exons. Gene Ontology annotation, molecular function: scavenger receptor activity; calcium ion binding; protein binding. Bases 146 to 4333 code for a protein of 1395 amino acids. The record is from RefSeq and is a predicted model, not a curated record.
AAACAAACUUUGAAAACAUCUGCUAAAACACGUUGCUGGGUUCUGUAUCCAUUAUUGUGGCCCCCAGUGUAGAUGGUGGACCCCUGAAACCUGCGGGACAUCAUCAGGGUCUCCGGCAUCAGAAGAGCGCGUGGAUGCUUGAACGAUGUGCUCCGUGGCACUUCUCCUCUGGUCUCUCAUCGUAUCUCUUAACGGCGCAACCUCGGUGGAUCUUCAACCGGAAAUGCCCAAUGUGUGUGAGGAGCAGGAGAUGUCAAUGCUGGGUGUGAAGCAGCCGUGCGUCCAGGCAUUCACACGUAUGGUGAAAGUGUGGCGUCAGGGCUGUUCUCCUCAGCGCUGGUGCAUGGGCUACGAGAGGAGGACGGGGUAUUAUACAGUGUACAGACAGGUGUAUAGUAUGCAGAUGCAGACUGUCUACAAGUGUUGCCCAGGGUGGAUGCAGAGAGGGGAAGAGAGAGGUUGUCUGCACAGAUUGUGUUCUUCUGGUACCUGCUUUAAUGGAGGAAAAUGCUCUGAGACGGGUGACCAGGUGUGUCAGUGUCCAGAGGGUUUCGAGGGUCCACGUUGCCAGUAUGAUAAAAAUGAAUGUGCAUACAAUAAUGGAGGAUGUGAAGGCUCAUGCUGUAACACAAUGGGCAGUUACUACUGCCGCUGUCCUGAUGGCAGUAAACUAGGGCCUGAUGGGAAGUCGUGUCAAGAUAUAGAUGAGUGUGAGGAACUAAAUGGAGGCUGUCAGCAGAUGUGUGUGAACACACUUGGCUCGUACCGUUGCGAGUGCAGCGAGGGAUUUCGCAUACAUGCAGACGCUCGCACAUGCAUAGCGGUGAACUCGUGCUCUGUGAAGAACGGUGGGUGUGAGCACAGGUGUGUUGACUUGGGGAAUGAGCAGUACAGGUGUGAAUGUCAUCGGGACUACCAGCUCAAGAGAGACGCCAAACACUGCGAAUUGAAGGACCCCUGUCAGGAAAGCAACGGAGGAUGUUCUCAAAUCUGCAGCAGUGUGAGCAGACAGGCUCAGUGCAGCUGUACAACAGGACACAGACUGGCAACCGACCGCAAAACAUGUAAUGACAUAGACGAGUGUGUAUCCGGUCAGGCUAAAUGUGCCCACGGCUGUGUUAACAUGGUGGGGUCGUUCAGAUGUGUGUGUAAUCCUGGAUUCGAGCUGGGUGCUGAUGGGAAGCAGUGCUACCGUAUAGAAAUGGAGAUUGUGAACGGCUGUGAGAAAAAUAACGGGGGGUGCUCGCAUCACUGUGAACACACCACCAGCGGCCCCCUGUGCUCCUGUAACCAAGGUUACCAGCUUGCUGAGGACCUCCAAACAUGCAUAGACACCGAUGAGUGUGCCAGCGGGGACGCAUGCUGUAGUCAACACUGUACGAAUUACCCAGCAGGCUAUGAGUGCAGCUGUGAACCUGGAUACACACUCAGUCCCAGCGGCUGCACAUGUGAUGAUGUUGACGAGUGUGUGUCUGAAACGUCGGAAUGUUCCCAGUACUGUGUGAACUCUCUGGGCUCUUUUGAGUGUUUCUGUCAGGUGGGCUUCAGACUGGACUAUGACCAGAGAUCCUGCUUACCUCUCUAUAUUAGUGACCUUGAUGAGGAAGAUGAAGAUGUGGUGGGUGAUGAAGAUUCAGAGCAGGAUGUGCUUCGUUUGCCGGACCUGUUGUUCCGUCGUCCGCCUCAGCUGCUUCAUUACACCACUGCUUUAAGAAGACCUCAUGAUGAUGACACACACGACUUCCACUCAACACACACACGCAGCCUAGAACAGAGGGAGGAACUGAACGCUAUCAUCAAGAUUGUGUGUGAGGAUGGCUGGUUCGGUGAAGACUGCAGUUUGACCUGUGAGGACUGCACAAAUAGAGGCAUGUGCUCGGUGGAGGAAGAUCACUGCAUGUGUCCGGCCGGCUGGACUGGGAUCAUCUGCAAUGAAACGUGUGCUGAGGGGACAUACGGUGUGGGAUGCAACAGUCUGUGUGUGUGUAAGAACGGAGGCCACUGUGACCCGGUGACAGGGAAGUGUGUGUGUCCUCCAGGGGUCCAGGGUCUACAUUGUGAAAACGGUUGUCCUCAGGGAUUUUUUGGGAAGUUCUGCCAGAGGAAGUGUAACUGUCCCAAUAACGGACACUGUCACCGUCUGUAUGGGGGAUGUCUGUGCGCCCCCGGCCUUUAUGGCAAAUUCUGCCAUCUACCCUGUCCGAAGUGGACCUACGGUCCAGGCUGCUCGGAGGAAUGCGAAUGCCAUCAGAAAAACGCGUUCUCCUGCGAUCCUCAAAAAGGCACAUGUACUUGUAAACCUGGUUACCGUGGCAACGGAUGCCAGACAGAAUGUGAGGAGGCUGUUCACGGUGAUGGUUGCCGUGAGCGAUGUAACUGCUCUGUUGGUGAGUCGUGUGACCCUAAAACUGGAGUGUGUCAGAAGAGAUGCCCUUCUGGGUACCACGGAGAGAAAUGCCUGAUGGAGUGUGAAGCCGGUCAGUACGGUAUGAGCUGUGAGGAGACAUGUGACUGUGGAGGAAAGUCGUGCGAUCCCCGGACGGGAGCUUGCCGGUGUCCUGCAGGAAGAACAGGUCCAGCUUGUGAGACAGCAUGCCCUGCAGGCUCAUUUGGUUCAGGCUGUACGUUCCUCUGUUCAUGUCACUCUGGAUCUACCUGUGAUCCAGUAACAGGAGAGUGUAAAUGUGCACUUGGUUUCUCUGGUCGUAACUGCUCUGCAGAGUGUCCUGAAGGCUGGUAUGGAGCAGAGUGUAUUAGCGUAUGCGAGUGUGAAAAUGGAGCCACUUGUGACCAUGUCAGAGGGGCUUGUACCUGUUCCCCUGGCUGGAUGGGAACUCGCUGUGAAAAGAGAUGUCCUGUUGGGUUUUACGGGCAGGACUGCGCGCAGAUGUGCCAGUGCGGGAACAAUGCCCAGUGCCACCACAUCACAGGCGCCUGCCGCUGCACCCCCGGCUGGGCACCGCCGCAAUGCAUCCUGGCAUGCCCAGCGGGAACAUUUGGUCAGAACUGUAGUCAGUCAUGUGUCUGCCACAAUGGAGGGUCAUGUGACCCAGUCAGCGGCCAGUGCAGAUGCACAUCGGGGUGGACUGGAACCAACUGCCAACAUGCCUGUGCACCUGGCUUGUACGGUAGAAACUGUGAGCAAAGAUGCAUCUGUCCGGUGGGCGUGGCCUGCGAUCACGUGACUGGCAGAUGUGGCUGUCCAGCAGGGUACACGGGGAACAGCUGUGAGACGAUGUGUCCUCGAGGCAGAUUUGGCGUGAACUGUUCUCAAGAGUGCGCUUGUUCUGGUGACCAGCAGAGCUGUCACUACGUCACUGGGAGAUGCACCUGUCUACCUGGUUACUAUGGGAACCGCUGUCUCCUCAGAUGUCGAGAGGGCACCUAUGGACCCUACUGUAAAAAAAGAUGCAGAUGUGCCAAUGGAGGCCGAUGUGACUUUAGGACUGGAUCUUGUGUCUGCCAACCGGGAUACCUGGGACCCACCUGUAGCACCAGUUGUCCUGCAGAACGGUACGGGAAAGACUGCGCUCAGGUGUGUUCAUGUGAUGAAGCAGGACAGUGCCAUCCAGUGACUGGGAGGUGUAACUGCGCCCCUGGUAGAACAGGAAAAUAUUGCGAACAAGUGUGUCCAGAGGGGCGAUCCGGACCACAGUGUUUGAGUUUUUGCACAUGUGUGAAUGGAGGCAUGUGUGAUCCUGUGGAUGGCACGUGCAGAUGUGGGCUGGGCUGGACUGGCCAACACUGUGAACAAGCUUGUUUCCCAGGUAACUAUGGUGUGAACUGUGAGCUGAAGUGUGUGUGUCAGAAUAAUGGUUCAUGCGACCGCAUUACCGGAUGCUGUUCCUGUACAUCUGGAUACUACGGUCCCACCUGCCAACACCAAUGCCCUGCUGGCUUUCAUGGUGAUCUCUGCGCAAAGUCAUGUGACUGCAAGCAUGGCCACCGGUGUGAUCAUGUGACUGGACAGUGCGAAUGUUCUCCAGGUUACCACGGCGAUCAGUGUAAAAAUCGUUGUGACGCCGGACGUUACGGGCAUGGCUGUGCAGAACUCUGUGAGUGCGAUGGGGAACCCUGCGAUCCAACGACAGGACAGUGUCUCUGUUCUCCUGGAAAGACUGGGGAGCACUGUGAGAAAGAGUGUGACAUCAGGUUUUACGGUCCAGGUUGUUCCUUGCAAUGUCAGUGUGCACAUGGAGGAGAGUGUGACCAGCGCACAGGUCACUGUGCCUGUCCUCUUACCUGGAUGGGACCCACCUGUGAGGAAGGUGCUCUUGUAGACCACAUACCUCUAUAUGUGCAGAAGCGGCGACGACGUGUUUCACACUCCUAGUGUGCCAAGCACACACUCUUCCCUACCGCCCCGCCAGAAGACCAGUGGCUGUAGCAAAUGAGUUUGCAAGUGUGUAUGUGACUUGUUAUUAUGGGUUUUCCCCCAGACGGGAAAAGCCACAGAAGAAUUAGUAUGAGGAAGCGUUGCAAGCAUCGCUCCUUCUGGAUACACACACAACCACUGACGUGUAUUCGUUUGAACAUACAUCGGCAGGUUUUAAUGUGCACACAUAUAACAGAGGACUAGUUUGACAUAACUUAUAAAUAUAAGAUGUUUGUGACACACGAUCUGUGUGUGUGUGUGUGUAAAUGUUUGUGAGUGCACCGUACAAAACAAACAUCCCACAUCAGACAGUCAAACCAAACCAUCUGAUCGGCCCAACGCCCACCGAGCCACAAAUCCCAACCAAACCUCUCUAUUACAGGAUCAGAGUUAAGCCUCAACCGCUUCCAAUUCUAUAGUACAUACCGCAAAUACACCGCUCAAGUGUCACUCAAACAAACCUCCAAUCAGAACGCACCAACACUCGGUGUUCCAUACAUAUCAUGCACAGUCUAAAAUGUACCUUGUAAAUGUACGCCAAAUACAUUCUCUUUACAACACUGCCUCUUAAAUACUCUUUUGUGGUCCUUUUCUGGGGUUUCUGAGUUGGAAUUGGAAACAUUUGUACUAUUUUUGUUAAAAGUUGGGCACACUCCAUACGGUUGAACAUUGUGGGUGUCAUGCAUUUCCUGUGACUGUAUAUCCAACUGACUUUAGCCACAUGUAAAUAUUCUGUGUUGUCACUCAUCAUGGUGCCAUCCGAAGUAAAUUGUUAAAACUGAGCUGUCCGACGGGAUUUAGGCCCAACCUGAUGCUUGUAAACUGAAUGGGCAGUUUCUCCAAAGAUCGACACGCCAGAUCUUACAUGCCAAACAAUCCUAAUCCAUACAAAUGGCGGUGCUCAGUUUGAUCCUUUACUGUAUAAAAUGCUGUAGUUUUUUUUCCCUCUGCCUUUGUUCCUCAUGAUUUGAUCAAACU